CUGAUUGGGAACUGUGCACUCAAUUUCAAGCUUUCACUGUCUGAUGGGCAUUGAAGAGCAACUGUGCAACAGCAGCAGGAGCAGCCACAGCAGAUUCAGGGACAUCAGAGCACGCUGCUGCUGCAGCACACUUUGGCACUGUUCUUCUGAAAGAACAGGAGAAGACUCAGCAUUUACAGAACGAAGCCUCGUGUCAGGCAAUAUUGGCAUCCCUCCGCAUCUGAUUCACACGUGCAAGUGGCCAGCCUACACCACUUAUACCUCACCUGUGGUCAAGAAGCUUGUGGAGGAGGACAAGUUAAAAAUUGAAGCGUUCCUGGGAGCACCAAGGAGGACUUGUGACGAAUCACACAGCAGCCAGGCUAACCUGCCCCAGAGGAAGCAGAGCCUUGGGUUUCAGGAAACAAUUCCAGAUACACCUCGAAUCAGCAUAACUGUUAGCCCUUCUGGGGUUAGAAAAGACUCAGCAUUUGGCUAUGGUGGCUCGGAGAUGGAGAGUAACGAUUCAGCUUGGGGCCCCUCCAUUACCAAGAACUUGGUCAUUUUUUCCAAAAGAAGAGUCCCUCUUCGUGUUCUGCCAAUGAAGCUGCCAGAUGUUGCCAAAAAGAGGAAAGCCAAGCAGGUAUCUCUGCAAGAAUAGCACCUUUGCUGUGGCACUGUGAGGAAAUGCCUUAAAAUCUCUCAGCAACCAACAUGUAUCAUUAGAUCCUUUUCUUUAUAAUUCUGACUGGAUAGCAAGUAUGUAACGUGACUGGAGUGCAAGGAUAUAGAAACCACUCGUAAUAAAUCAGAGUGUAUAGGCAGUCCCUAGGUUAUAAACAAGACAGCGUCUUUAGUUUUCUCCUUAAGUUGAAUGUGUAUGUAUGUCAUAACAGGUACAUUUUUAAAGUUUAGGAUAGCAUAGGGAAUGGUUAACACUCCUGUAACAUUUGUUUUGUUGUCUUUGCCCCUGUUCAGAAGAUUUCGCCUCACUUUCUGUCCUUGUGAAGAUUGGGUUUUGAAAAAAUUGGUUUGUUCUGGAAACAAGAAUUGGCAAGAAAGUUUCAGUGGAGACACCUUUUUCUCAUGAUAAUUGUACAAUGCAAUUUUCUGAAUCAGCACCCCAAAUAACCAAACCUAAGCUAAAGUUGACUAAAAACUGAUUCGUAACCCUUUUGGUACUAUUGUUGGAGAGUGGUCCCUGGUCAAAAAAGGUUGGGAACCAUUGAUUUAAAUGGCACAUAUAUACACAGAGCUGUAUUGUAUAUGCACAGUACAAGAAGUCUCCACUGCUCUUGAUUUUGAGCAGUAAGAAUCAUAUGUUAGCGGACAUAUUUAGGCACAUCAUUCAAUGGGAGGGAACAGGGAGAAAGGAAAGGUAUGGACCCAUGGCACCAAUGAACAAUGAGCUUGCCAGUUUUAUAGAUGUGCCAAGUAAGGGCUGUGGAAGUCGUAGUAAUAUGCAAAGUGUCCAUAAGUACUCAUGUAUUAUUCAGAAAAAAAUGAAUGUGUCCAAUAUGUGUUAUGGCACUGUUCAGAGUGAAGUUCAUUCUGAAAUACUAGU
Anolis sagrei ordinatus is the source of this 1543-nucleotide messenger RNA. Lineage: Eukaryota; Metazoa; Chordata; Lepidosauria; Squamata; Anolidae. The record is from RefSeq and is a predicted model, not a curated record.